AUGACUGUCACCGACGGGACCACUUCUCACAUCAGGGUCAGACCCCUGCACCCAACUUUUGGUGCCGAAAUCAGCGGUGUGGAUUUCUCGUCUCCUUUGAGUGAUCAAGUGUUCAAGGAUAUAUAUGAUGCAAUAACCAAGUACGGCGUCGUCGUUUUUCGCAGCACUGGCCUCACAGAUGAGGGCCACAUUGCCUUUUCUCGAAAAUUCGGAGAAUUGGACGACGUGAAACCGUACAUCAGCGCUGGGCGGAAACACCGCCUCAACUAUACCGAGCUCUUCGAUGUCAGCAAUGUUGAGGCCGAUGGGUCCAUCCUCGACCCUGAGAGCCCGCGAGGCCAAGCAAACAAGGGCAACGAUCUCUUCCACGUGGACUCAAGCUUCAAUCCCCGUCGUGCCGGGUACUCGCUGCUCCUGGCGCACGAGCUUCCACCAAGCGGCAUGGGUGGCCACACUGCAUUUGCAGAUACGAGAACAGCAUUCGACGACCUCUCUCCGGAGCUCAAGGAGGAGCUGCUAGGUAACGACUACGUGGCAUGCCACUCGAUGCAUCACUCCCGCAAGCUUGCGGCCCCCGAGGCAUUCUCUGCUGUCAACCCGCUCGAUUACCCCAUGGGACGGCACAAACUGGUGCAGCUCCACGAACCCUCUGGCCGCAUGAAUUUGUAUAUUGCGGCCCAUGUGCACCACAUUGAGGGUCUCGCUCCUGAAAAGUCACAGGCGCUGUUUGACUACCUAUUCAAGCACGCCACUCGCGAGGCCAAUACCGUCGAGAUUGAGUGGCAAAAGCCAGGCGACCUGGUUGUCUGGGAUAAUACCUGCACCAUGCACCGGGCUGUUGGAGGGCCGUUCCUUCGGAAAUACAAGCGAGAUAUGAGACGGACGACCGUUCACGAUUCAAGCUCGACAGCUUGGGGCUUGAAUGAACAUACUGAUGUCAGACAAGGUCUUCCUUGCUUGAAGUGCAGGACAUUUAGUGACCAUCAUUUUUAUCAUUGA
Molecule: messenger RNA, 999 nt
Organism: Aspergillus viridinutans
Lineage: Eukaryota; Fungi; Ascomycota; Eurotiomycetes; Eurotiales; Aspergillaceae
Product: TauD/TfdA dioxygenase family protein
Exons: 3
Coding region: 1-999 (332 amino acids)
Molecular function (GO): oxidoreductase activity
Source: RefSeq, a predicted model, not a curated record